Molecule: messenger RNA, 2006 nt
Organism: Ornithorhynchus anatinus (platypus)
Lineage: Eukaryota; Metazoa; Chordata; Mammalia; Monotremata; Ornithorhynchidae
Gene: DHRS3
Product: dehydrogenase/reductase 3
Exons: 6
Coding region: 702-1610 (302 amino acids)
Cellular component (GO): lipid droplet
Molecular function (GO): oxidoreductase activity, acting on the CH-OH group of donors, NAD or NADP as acceptor
Source: RefSeq, a predicted model, not a curated record
UUAGGGACAGGGGCAUUAGGGACAGGGGCAUUAGGGGCAGGGGCAGAACCUCGGCGCUGAAGGCGCAGGCAGCUUCGUCCCCAUCCCUCUGCAGGCUCACAGACAUGCACGUAUAUAAACUGACACUGAUUAGACCCCUCACUUUUUUUUCAAAGUGCUGGCAAUCAUAUCUCAUUUAAGCAAUUUCCUGAGCCUAAGAAUAGCAAUGAGCUGGGAGCCACUCGCGGGCUGAAAUUGGGAAAAACUCAAAGCGGUUUCUCUCUUCUUUUUUUUUUUUGGGCGACUGCAAUUUGCAAACUGGAUUUUUUUUUUCAUCUUGCACUUUGAAACUGCGGGCUGUCGCUGUGUGUGCGCGUGUGCUCGGUGCCUAUUUUUUUUUUUCCUUUCCUCUCCCUCCCAAACUCCUGACAGCCAGUAAACAUUACCUGAGAAAUCCCCAACGGAAACGACAGCUGAGACAAGAAGCUUCUUGCUUUGCACAUUUGAAACACCCCCCCGCCCGCAGUUCUAACUUUCUGAGAAGCUUUUUCAAACCCAGAGGAUCCGUCCAUUUUUUUUUUCCGGGGGGGAAGUGGGUUUUUUUUUUAAAUUUAGCUGGUGGCACCCCCCUUCUUCUUUUAUUUAUUCUUAGUAUUUGCAAUUUUGGAGAGCUGCCCCCCUCCUCCCUUCCUCCCGACCCCCUCUCUGGGGUUUUAAAGACGAUGGUGUGGAAAUGGCUGGGCGCGUUGGUGAUCUUCCCGCUGCAGAUGAUCUAUCUGGUGGUGAAAGCUGCCCUGUGCCUGGCAUUGCCCGCUCGGCCCCGGGACCUGUCCCGGGAGAACGUCCUCAUCACCGGCGGUGGCAGGGGCAUCGGGAGACACCUGGCCCGGGAGUUUGCCCACCGUGGAGCCAGAAAGAUCAUCUUGUGGGGUCGCACUGAGAAGUGUCUGAAGGAGACGGCGGAGGAGAUCUCGCUGAUGGGGACCGAGUGCCACUACUUCAUCUGCGACGUGGGGAACCGCGAGGAGGUCUACCAGACGGCCAAAGCCGUACGCGAAAAGGUGGGAGACAUCACCAUUCUAGUCAACAAUGCGGCUGUGGUCCACGGGAAGAGUCUGAUGGACAGCGAUGAUGACGCCCUCCUGAAAUCUCAGCACAUAAACACGCUGGGACAGUUCUGGACCACCAAGGCCUUCCUGCCACGGAUGCUGGAGCUCCAGAACGGCCACAUCGUGUGCUUGAACUCAGUGCUAGCUCUGUCUGCCAUCCCCGGCGCCAUUGACUACUGCACCUCCAAGGCCUCCUCCUUUGCUUUCAUGGAGAGCUUGACCUUGGGCCUGCUGGAUUGCCCCGGGGUCAACGCCACCACCAUCCUGCCCUUCCACACCAGCACUGAGAUGUUCCAGGGGAUGAGAGUCAGGUUUCCCAAUCUGUUCCCUCCCCUAAAGCCCGAGACGGUGGCUCGGCGGACAGUCGAAGCUGUUCAACUCAACCAGGCCCUCCUCCUCCUCCCUUGGACGAUGCAUGCCCUGGUUAUCCUGAAGAGCGUACUCCCUCAGUCAGCACUUGAAGAGAUAUACAAGUUUUCUGGGACCUACACGUGCAUGAACACUUUUAAAGGGAGAACAUAGAGCCGGCGGCAAUGAGACUCUAGACAGAAGGGAAGCCGAGGCCUGCACGGCUCUGGGCCCGGCGGCCGGACACUGGGGACGUGGCUAGGACGGACGGACGGCUCUGGCCAGAGGAAUGGAACAUCUCCGCCAGCCCGGCCCCAACCGCACAGCCUAUUGCACAGGACGGAGGGGCCGCACGCCAGUCGGUGUGGGAGGAGACAAACCCGCCGUGAAAUUUCUGUUCAUUUGCUGAUUCUUUAAAGUUCUUAUUGUUCCACCUGCUUCUAGAGCCUAACCGUUCCUCUGCAGUGUCCGGAGAUGGUCAGCAAGGGGCCGUUUCCUUGCCACCGCUCUUCUUCCCCCUACUCUGCCCACUGCCAUCCCUGAAAUACAUUUGUUUUUGCUCACACAAAC